Molecule: messenger RNA, 5093 nt
Organism: Paralichthys olivaceus (Japanese flounder)
Lineage: Eukaryota; Metazoa; Chordata; Actinopteri; Pleuronectiformes; Paralichthyidae
Gene: slc4a3
Product: solute carrier family 4 member 3
Biological process (GO): bicarbonate transport; transmembrane transport; monoatomic anion transport
Cellular component (GO): plasma membrane
Molecular function (GO): solute:inorganic anion antiporter activity; monoatomic anion transmembrane transporter activity
Source: RefSeq, a predicted model, not a curated record
GUCACGUGGUCACGCUGAGCAUCCUUGGCGGAUGCAGCGGCUGCGUGUCGCGUCCUCUCUAGGUUUCAUGGAUCAGCUUCACCGCAGCGUCUCCUGCUCUCACUUUACCUCUUCCACCGCGGGGCUGCUCAACGAAAUCGCAGGUUAUGCCACCCCAAAGGCUUCCUGGAUCCCCAGCCGUGAAAGAGAAGGGCUGAUCUCCAUUUCCCCCCCCAAGUUCCUGCUGCUUAGCACCUUCCCCAUUCUUCCCUCUUAUGAUUAGUCCCCUCUCCCAACCUCACUAGCCCCUCCCGACUCCUACACCUGACCCCCUGCCACCCCUGUCAUCCUCCACCCAAUAGGACUUUUUGUCCAGUUACAUCACCUCCCCAACACCAACACCAUACUUAGUUUCUUCUCUUACAUUUAAUCCGGACUCGCUAGCUACACUCUAAGACUUAGCCUGCCAGUCCCCUGCCCUUGCCUGAGACCUACUCUUUACCUACGAGCUGCACGCCAGGCCCCAUGGCUACAGGAGGCCAUGCCCCUGAGAUAGAUGUGCUGAUCAAUCAACAACAGGUGAAAGUGGAGGAGGAGGAUGAGGAAGGAUCACUGGAAGAGGAGGAGGAGGAGGAGGAGAACUGGGAGAAGGCGCUGUCUGUGGAGCGCUUUGGCGACAUUAUUGGUGACUCUGCUUCUACCAGUGGAGACAGGAUGGGCCGACACUACACUGAGAAAGACUUUGAGAAUCACAGACACACAUUUCACCAUACGCACCACCCCUUGUCCACCCACCUGCCCCUGCCCCAGCGGUUACGCAAGAGGGUGCACAGCGCGGACCGAAGACGCAAAAAGAAACGGAAGAAAAAAAAGACAUCUUUGCCCCCCUCCGAUGUUACACCCACAAUUCACGAGGUAGAUGAGGAGGAGGCGGAGUCUGAGACAGACGGACUUGGGGUGGCUGCCACGCCCACCGACCUACCUGGCAUGCAACCACGGUUUAGUUUGGGGAGCCAAGAGGACUUGGAGGAGCCCCUUCCACUUUCUACCUUCCACAAGGAAAACGAAGAACAUUCAUUGUCGGGGAAAGCUGAAGUCACGCUGAUAAAGGGAGCAGCUCAAAAUGGGGGAAGUGGAGUUCUUUGCCAGGAUGAGGAGCUGGGUGGGGAGGAAGUGGAUUGCAACAGUGUUCCCCGAGGAUCUGACCCCUCAACUUCAACCACGGCCUGCGGCUGGUUUCGCAGGAAGCCUGUCCACCAUCGCCUGGCGGGCGCCCAGCGGAGCAACUAUGACCUGCGGGAGCGAAUCUGCAUCGGGAGUAUGACCGCUCUGGAGACCGCUGUCUACCAGCAGGUGCCCACUGAUGAGGCGGAGGCCCAGAUGUUGGCCAGUGCUGAUCUGGAUGACAUGAAAAGCCACAGAUUUGAGGACAACCCCGGGGUGAGACGCCACCUGGUGAAGAAGUCGUCCCGAUGUCAGCUGACCCGGGCCAGUAACAGCUCCACGCCUCUCUCCAGUCUGAAGAAGAGGAAGAGAGCUGCUGAAAAGAAGACACAUGAGUUGUUUGUGGAGCUGAACGAGCUGAUUGUGGAGAAGGAUCAUGAAAUGCGUUGGAAGGAGCGAGCUCGCUGGAUCAAGUUUGAAGAGGAUGUGGAGGAGGAGACGGACCGCUGGGGCAAACCUCACGUGGCCUCGCUCUCCUUCCGCAGCCUGCUGGAGCUUCGUCGCACCAUCACGCACGGUGCCAUCCUUCUGGACCUUGAUCAGAACUCUCUGCCUGGAAUCGCUCAUCUGGUGGUGGAGACGAUGAUCAUCUCUGAUCAGAUCCGAGCCGAGGACAGACCCAGCGUUCUGCGGGCUCUGCUGCUCAAACACAGCCAUCCGAGUGAUUUCAAACAUCGUUUUCACCGCCACCACUCAUCCAGCAGUCUUCAUGGCAGCUUCAAUCACAACAACACCCAUGACACCAAUCUGCCGCUCGUGGCUGAGGAGCACGAUGAACACCAGGAUAACAAAGGGCCGGUAUAUGACCCCAAACAAGACGUGUUUGUCAGCCUCUUUAAAUCUCUCCACCCUCUGCCUCCUGAGAGCCAUCCAGCUGCAGCCAGAUCAAUGAAACUGCUUGCCAAGAUUCCCAAAGACGCAGAAGCUGUCAUUGUUCUAGUCGGCUGUGUUGAGUUUCUGGAGCAGCCGGCCAUGGCGUUUGUCCGGCUGAACGAGGCUGUGCUACUGGAGUCAGUCCUGGAGGUCCCCGUCCCUGUUCGCUUUAUUUUUGUCUUGCUUGGUCCCAGUCAGUCCAACAUGGACUAUCAUGAGAUCGGACGCUCCUUCUCCACUCUCAUGUCGGACAAGAACUUCCAUGAGGUGGCCUACUUUGCGGACGACAGACAGGACCUCCUGAAUGGGAUCAACGAGUUCUUGGACUGCAGCAUCGUCAUUCCACCCUCGGACGUGGAGGGCAAAGACCUCCUGAAAACGGUGGCUGACUUCCAGAAGCAGAUGCUGCGCAAGAGGAAGGAGCGGGAGCUUAAAAAGCAACACUCCACGUGUGGAGUGGUGCAGGAGAACAAAGAGGUGAGCCCAGAGGAGGAAGGAGAGGAAGACCAGGAGGUGGAUCCGCUGAAGCGCUCUGGGAUCCCAUUCGGAGGCCUGAUCCACGACAUCCGCCGCCGCUACCCACACUAUGUCAGUGACUUAAAAGAUUCCCUGGACAUGCAGUGCGUCGCCGCUGUCAUCUUCAUCUACUUCGCAGCACUGUCGCCCACCAUAACCUUUGGAGGCCUGCUGGGAGAGAAAACAGAGGGGAUGAUGGGAGUGACUGAGCUUAUCGUUUCGACUGCAACUCUUGGAGUGAUAUUUUCGCUGCUUGCUGGUCAGCCCCUCCUCAUCAUUGGCUUCUCAGGACCAUUACUGGUGUUUGAAGAGGCCUACUACAAGUUCUGUCAAGCUCACAACUUUGAGUACCUGACGGGUCGGGUGUGGAUCGGUUUCUGGCUCAUCAUCAUCGUCCUGGUGAUUGUGGCGGCAGAGGGCAGCUUUCUCGUCCGCUACAUUUCGCCCUUUACCCAGGAGAUCUUUGCUUUCCUCAUCUCCCUCAUCUUCAUCUACGAGACCUUCUCCAAGCUCAUCAAGGUCUUUAAGGAACAUCCACUGAUGGCCAUGUACACCAGUGAUUUAACCCCAGCUACUGAGCUUCAGGAUAUCGAGGGCCCCAUCUUCAACCAGCCCAACACCGCUCUUCUCUCUCUGGUCCUUAUGAUUGGCACUUUCUUCGUUGCUUUCUUCCUCAGGAAAUUCAGAAACAGUCGAUUUUUAGGUGGCAAGGCCAGAAGAAUCAUCGGUGACUUUGGCAUCCCUAUUUCAAUUUUGGUUUCAGUGUUGUUGGAUUAUGCCAUUACUGAUACUUACACACAGAAACUCAAUGUGCCGUCAGGUUUUUCGGUCACGUCCCCUGACAAGAGAGGUUGGUUUAUCAGUCCCUUUGGUGAUAAGCAGCCUUUUCCAACUUGGAUGAUGGGAGCAAGUAUUGUACCUGCGCUUCUUGUCUUCAUCCUCAUCUUCAUGGAAACUCAGAUUACAUCAUUGAUAGUCAGUAAGAAGGAGCGUCGUCUGGUUAAAGGCUCAGGUUUCCACCUGGAUCUGCUGCUCAUCGUCAUCCUGGGUGCCUUCUGUCCCCUUUUCGGCCUGCCAUGGCUCACCGCAGCCACUGUCCGCUCUGUCACUCAUGUCAACGCACUCACGGUCAUGAGCAAGGCCACGGCACCUGGCGAAAAGCCCAUGAUCCAGGAGGUGAAAGAGCAGAGGCUGACCGGGCUUUUUGUGGCUGUGCUUGUUGGUAUGUCCAUAGUGAUGACAAAUGUGCUCUGCCUCAUCCCCCUGGCUGUGCUCUUUGGUAUCUUCCUGUACAUGGGAGUCACCUCUCUGACGGGCAUCCAACUGUAUGAACGCAUCACUCUGAUGGUCACGCCUGCCAAGCAUCACCCUGAUCACAUCUACGUCACCAAGGUGAAGACAUGGCGGAUGAACAUGUUCACCAUCAUCCAGUUGGCAUGCAUCGUGGCACUUUGGGUAGUGAAGUCCACUGUGGCCUCCCUGGCGUUCCCCUUUGUCCUCAUCAUGACGGUGCCUCUGCGCCGCGUCAUCCUCUCCAGGAUCUUUCAGGAGCGUGAGCUCCAAGCGCUGGACUGUGACGAAGAUUCUCCUAACUUUGAUGAAGACGGACGGGACGAGUACAACGAGAUCCACAUGCUUGUGUAAAUCUCAAAUGGGCCCAGCUCCAUCCUGCAGCUCUGAACAAUCUAAGCCUCUCUGGAAACCUCAGCAAAGCAAGAGGAGCUACCAUAAUGGUGUUUGUAAAAUAUACAAAAGCAAUGGCUGGAUAAUUACUUAGCUUUGUUUAUUCCAGUUUUUCAAAGAGCACACCUAACGUUAGAUCUCUGUGGUGGUGGUGGAAGUGGUGUGCGUUAACCUCCCUGAAGAUGUUCUGUCAGAGGCCAGCGAAUAGCUUUGAGCAAAUAGCUUCUGAUGCAAACCACCUGACUAACAUGAAUCCUUAAUCCAACUUUUUAUCCCAUCUAUCCCUUUAACUACUCCGCAGGUUCUGGGCAAAAGUGCAAUGAUGAUGGUGACCUCCUGGACAACAGCUGGUGAUGAUGAUUUAGGCGGAUUUUGGCACUGAAAGUGGGAAAUCUGGUCAAUUUCCUCUCAUUUCAUUCAGGAAACAGACAUUCAUCAAAAUCUAUUAUUGUUCAGGUGACGUGACCCUAAAACUUAAAGCCCUGAAAGAAUUCACUGCCUUCAUAGUUUAGCAGCCUUUACUACCGACAUUUCCUGUAGGUUGCAAUGAUGUGUGAACAAGGAGUUAAGUAGUGUUCCUGUCUGUACAGACUUUUAGUAAUGAGCACUGUUGUUGAGUCACAAAGCCUCCUCUCUGAACGAAGACUCCUCCUGAUAGUGAAAUCUCUACUGAGCCUUCAAGAGGUGUUACUGUACUUUGUUAGGUGUUUAAUGCCCAACAUACCAGUCCACUGGGCUUAUUAUUGUGACCUUGGAUGUAUGACUAAAUAGCUAACAUGGUCUCAACCUUAUUUUUCUACUCUGUCUUAUUUAUUUUG